Messenger RNA from Neoarthrinium moseri, 1566 nucleotides. RefSeq lists its product as uncharacterized. NCBI's taxonomy places the organism in Eukaryota, Fungi, Ascomycota, Sordariomycetes, Amphisphaeriales, Apiosporaceae. Bases 1 to 1566 code for a protein of 521 amino acids. Gene Ontology annotation, biological process: protein targeting to membrane; peptidyl-L-cysteine S-palmitoylation. Gene Ontology annotation, cellular component: endoplasmic reticulum; Golgi apparatus. The transcript is spliced from 2 exons. The record is from RefSeq and is a predicted model, not a curated record. Gene Ontology annotation, molecular function: protein-cysteine S-palmitoyltransferase activity.
AUGGCCCGGCGCUGGGCUCGCAAGGUGGAACGCUAUUGCUGCGCAUGCCUGACCUACUUUCCCCUGGCCUUCGUCUACGGACUCACGACAUGGGCUGUAUGGGUAAUCGUCAGGAUUGGCGGUGCCAGAAACAAAGUUAACUGGAUAGGCACGAAAUCCUCCAUUGGCGGUGUCCUGCUCUAUGCGCUGCUCAACUGGUGCUAUACCACGGCCGUCUUUACCGACCCGGGCAGCACGACGAAUGCCUACGGCUACUCGACACUCCCUACGAACGAACCGCCGAAUGCGACAUCCUUCACCGUCAAGUCUAAUGGCGAGAUGCGCUUCUGCAAGAAGUGCCAGGCCCGGAAGCCGGAUCGCGCGCACCACUGCAGCACCUGCCGAAGAUGUGUUCUGAAGAUGGACCACCACUGCCCUUGGCUCGCCACCUGCAUUGGUCUGCGCAACCAUAAGGCUUUCCUCCUGUUCCUCAUAUAUACGACCUUGUUCUGUUUCUACGCUUUCGCCGUCUCGGGCUCCUGGGUGUACUCAGAGCUGGUGGCCCAGACUCAAUAUGUCGACUCAUUCCUACCCGUCAACUACAUCAUGUUGGCUGUCAUCUCAGGUAUUAUCGGCCUGGUCGUAGGCGCAUUUACCGUUUGGCACAUAUUGCUUGCCAGCCGGGGUCAGACCACCAUCGAAUGUCUCGAGAAGACUAGAUACCUGGGGCCAUUGCGGAAGCAGAUGCAGCACCAAUUUGUUGCGCAACACAACGGGGAGGGUGUACCGCUUCCCAAGUACGGACAGCAGUUGUUGGAUAUUCACGCGAACGCGCUUCCUGGCGUUACCCGACCGGAGGAAGGAGAGGUUCGCAUCAGCGUCGACGGCGGCCACGAGGACCGCAUGCCCCCUAAUAUGUCGUACGAAGAUAUGGAGAGACAACGGGCCAGACGGCGGUAUGAAGAAUAUCUAGAUGAGCAGGAUUCGGAAAAGCUCCCAAAUGCGUUCGACCUUGGUGCAAAGAGGAACUUGCUGCACUUGUUCGGUCCUUCUGCUCUUCUCUGGUUCUUUCCCAUCAUCAACACAAGUGGAAAUGGUUGGUCGUGGGAGGCGAGUCCAAAAUGGGAACAGGCCCGAGAAAGGCUAGCCCGCGAGCGCGAUGAGCAAAGACAAAGGGAGCAGGCAGCGGGCUGGGGAAACGAGACGCCUCAGUUCGUCCGAAGCCCUGCGUACGCCCCUGAAGACGUGGGCGUGACCAGACAGUUUCUGGCGUCGCCAGUGCCCUCAGCCGGCCGGCGGACACCUUCAAAGGCCGAUCGAGUACUAGGCCGUGAUCCUAACCUGUAUGCAGAUGAGCCAUCGACAUCAGUAUCCAUGAGGAAGCUGACCCCUCACGGGGUCGAGAUGGAUGAUGACUAUGACACGAGCAGUGAUGAGGACCAGGCGGCGGCAGAACACAGAGCCAUGAACGUGGUUACCAACGGUCGCUGGGCAAGGAAUGGUGCGAGCGGCCUCCUAAGAAAGCCUACAAACUCGAGGCUCUCCCCGACGAGUGCGUCAGCACAGCACGACGACGAGGUAGACUGA